Molecule: messenger RNA, 402 nt
Organism: Leptosomus discolor (cuckoo roller)
Lineage: Eukaryota; Metazoa; Chordata; Aves; Leptosomiformes; Leptosomidae
Source: RefSeq, a predicted model, not a curated record
ACCAACGUUUUAGGGUUCAAAGGCCCCCGGAAGAUGACGGUCAUCAUCCCCGGGAUGAACGCUGACAACGAGAGGGUGCCCAUCCGGCCCCGAAAUGAUAACGACGGCCUCCUGAUGCGGUGGCAGAACAGAAACAUGGACAACGUGAUCGAGCUGCACAACAAGGCACCGGUGUGGAACGAUGAGACCCAGUCCUACGUCCUCAACUUCCACGGCCGGGUCACCCACGCCUCCGUCAAAAACUUCCAGAUCGUGCACGGCAGCGACCCCGACUACAUCGUGAUGCAGUUCGGGCGCGUGGCGGACGACGCCUUCACCAUGGACUACAACUACCCGCUCUGCGCCGUGCAGGCCUUCGCCAUCGCCCUCUCCAGCUUCGACGGGAAGCUGGCCUGCGAGUAG